Molecule: messenger RNA, 3099 nt
Organism: Adineta ricciae
Lineage: Eukaryota; Metazoa; Rotifera; Eurotatoria; Adinetida; Adinetidae
Source: the annotation of a GenBank genome assembly
AUGGCAACACGUCCGCAAACUGUUAUCGAGUACCUCAGAGUAACAGAGAAGAUGGACACAAUCGAUCGCACGAAUCUUCAACAAAUCCGAUCUCAAUAUGCAACGGCCUUAACGGAAGACGAUGAUUUCGAUAAUGCAUUAUUGGUAGUGGCUAAUCUUUUGAACGUUACUACAACUGCUGAAGACUUAAAGUAUUUCAAGAUAAGUGUUAAUAGUGCUACGUUGGACGAAGCGUGUAAGGAGUUAGUGGAUGAAUUCGGAAAACAAUUGGUUCCACGUCAAAGCGCAGUAAAAAUCCAACAACGGACAACAACAGAGUCGCAACCGAUUGUAUCGUUAUCUCGAAUGAGCUGUCAAAUUCUUGUUAAACAGAAUCGAAAAGAAAUCAUCGAUUUCAUUGGUGACUUUUUACUGGACGAAUUCGAUAAGUAUGGAACGAACGUUAUUCGUAGAGAUCUUCGGUCGACCAGUGUACUUUUUGCAUUUAUCCGACAUCAACUGGAAGAUCGUGUUAUUACUACUGGCCCUGGCGAUUUAGUGUACAAAUUUCCAUUGGUUCCUCAUAUUAACAUGGAAGAUAAGUUUGGUCCUUGGCAUUUCGAUCAUCUUCACGAUUUAUUCGAGUUAAAUCUUAUUCCAGAAGAUAAUCAUUUUCCUCGUCGAUGGACAUUAGCAUCCAAUACUACAUUAUUCUAUACGAUCGAAGCAACAAAUGACGUAUUGAGACCAAAUGAUGCAAGCCGAAAUAAUUAUCAAACAAAACAGAAUUUCUCUGUAUGUGAAUUGCUUGCAACUUUACAUAAGAUCAAACUAUAUUUUCAUCAUAUCCUUGGUGACAAACUCACCGCUAUCAAUGAUUUUACGCCAGCUAUGCUAGACAAUCGUUGCGUUGAUGGAGUCUUCGAUGAAAUGCAGCAGGCUGGCUUUGCUGAUGACGGACUCUUUGGUCAAAUGAAAAACUUUUUUCUGCCACUAACAGUGACUAAGAAAGAUCUCUUGAUCAAUGAUAAUCAGUUGAAAUCUAUUCGCCGCGAAUAUGAGAAAAGUCUGGAUCGCGCAAAUAAAUCAAAAGAAAAUUUACAGCAGCAGUAUGAAAAAGCACAUAGCGAUUAUUGGCACCAUGUGGAUAGGAUAAAGGAAUUGGAACAAGAAGUUCCCAACACGAAAGAUACCAAAGAAAUGAUUCGAAAUCAACAAAAACAGAUGGCAACAAAAGUCAAAGAAAUCGAAGAUUUGGUAGAACAACUGAAACGACAAACAAAUAUACAAGCACAAACUGCAGACCUUCUGCGACCCGAGAAUAUUAACAAUAUGAAACAAAUAAAUCCGGAUUUAAUCAAAAUGAAUCGAGGUUUUAUCAUGUACGGACCACCAGGAACUGGUAAAUCUCAGAUAAUGAGCAAAUUAUCCACUCAUACCGGUAUUACAAUGGUGGCUUCUCAGCUUGCUGCCGGUGAACUUAAUCGUCCACUCGUUGGUGAAUCUGAACAAAUUAUUUUACAUAUAUGUGAACGUGCUCGCCAUAUUCCUUACCUGAUCUGUUGUAUAUCAAUUGAUGAAAUCGAUUCGUUAACAUCAAAACGUCAAAAUGAUACGUCUGAAGGAAGCGCUGCCAGACUAGGUAUUUUUCUUUCAAUCAUCGAUGGAAAUAAAAAUAUUCCAAACUUAAUGAUCUUCUGUGCAACGAAUCGUAUACAUAGUAUGGAUGAAGCUUUCCUUCGGCGUAUGCAAGGGAAAUUUUUUGUUGGUCGUCCGUCUGCUGCAGCAAGAAGGAGUAUUCUUGGUCGAAUGUCCACGGUUCAUUUGCCACCCAGUCUACUUGAAUACUCAGUUAUGGUAACAACGAAUUUUUCCGGAGCAGCAAUGCGAGAUCUUGCCAGUUCAAUGACGGUACAUUGUGUUAAUCCUGGUAAUACUCAAUCGAAUUGCCAGCUUGAUUAUCCAACUGUGCUUCGAUUCGCACACAAAGCUGCAUACGAAAAUCGGAUCUUAAUCGGAGGCGAAACCAUACCUUCGCUUUUGCUGAAGGCAAAAGAUAAAGAGCCAUUAUUGGCAGAUAGGAAGUAUCGUUUGGAGAAUCUAUCCAGCGGACCAAACUCCAUCUGUACAGGAAAAAUCCUGAUUAACUUUCAUCUAAGGCGCAUCGAUAUUGAAAAAAGAUCAGUAACCAAUCCAAAAACACAUGCCAGCGAAAAGACCGUUAUAACAGAAGAUCUUCUUCCAAAUGAAACAGAUACUCACGAACUGAUUGAACGUUUAGCCUUCUACGGUAUAUUUCGUAAUGUUCAACUUUCACAAUUGAUUGAUUUAAAUCUAUUCGCAUCGCAAUCUGCUCAUGAUGAACGAAGCGGAUUUGAAGUGUUAAAACAAUUCUUCGAUGAAUCUUCUGCUUAUCGACGUUCAUUGAUUGCUUAUGAUUUAGAUUCAUUGGUUGGGGUCAGUAAAAACGAAGGAGGCUCUGCAACAAAUCGAACAACUAGCUCCGAAACAAUAAAUAAGAAUAUGUAUACUUUUAUCAAAGACAAAUUUCGUUCUGCUUAUGUUCAAUCGACGGCUGAUACAAAAGAAACUAUCGAACAAUGGUCAAUCAUGAUUAUACGCGACCAGUAUCUUCUUCGUCAAUUUUACGGCGACACACAAUUCACACGUCCAGAAGCUGAGUUAAAACAAGAAGAAGAAGAUGCAAAAAGUGCCAAACGACAGAUGAAAUGUGUUCAAUGUAAUGAUUUCUACAUCGAAGAAGACAAUAGAAUGGGUGCAUGUGUGCAUCAUGAUGGCUUUGUUUAUAAUGUGUAUGAUUCCGAACUUAAAGCAUUAUCACCACACGAUGCUGUUGAAAAGUUAAUAAAAGAAGAUGUUGGAAGCACUCAAACAUCCGCAAAACAUCAAUUUACACCAGAGCAAAAAGAAAAGAUCGAUCGUCAGAAACAACGUUUUCGAUUUAUUUGUUGCAAUCAAAUACUGUCAGCAUUACGUAUGGCGGGAGGAUGUAAGAGGGGCACACACAAUUCAAAAGUCACGAAACGUGAAUGGUCUAAUAUCUGCAUUAGCAAUUCAGAAUAUAAAAGUCAAUUGGCUAAACUAAAAAAAGGGCAUUGA